Messenger RNA from Aspergillus alliaceus, 1176 nucleotides. RefSeq names its product SRR1 family protein. The transcript has 2 exons. The record is from RefSeq and is a predicted model, not a curated record. NCBI's taxonomy places the organism in Eukaryota, Fungi, Ascomycota, Eurotiomycetes, Eurotiales, Aspergillaceae. The coding region runs from base 270 to 1055 and encodes 261 amino acids.
UAAGCAUUCAGCAUCUCGACAUGUUAUGCUACCCUCUGCUACUUACCUUCUUGCCAUCAUUUGGUGGAUGAUUGAAGGAAUGAAUAUGAGUAUCAGAGACAUCGCCUAUACUAUCAGACUACUAUUUUGUUGGAGAUGCAAACCCGAUAAGAUAACAACACUCUUGACCGCCCGCAUUUAUCACGAUCAGUUAAUCUAAUUUAUUCAUUCAUUCAAUCAAUCACAAUUCCAACACUAACUUUCAAUCCCAGUUAAAAAUCCCUGCAAAAAUGCCCCACAGCAACCGCAAGAGAAAUCUCAACUACCACAAGCGUCUCGAAGUCACAGACUCCAGCGGCUGGACGCACGUCACGGCAGGCGGAAAAAGCGCCCGUCGAGUUUUGCACACCUCCCAAAAACAUCAUGGCAAUACAGAACAAGGCGAGCAGUCCCAGAUCCUUGUCCCCGCCGAAGCGCCGACGAAUUUGAAAUUGGAAGAUCUACAAACACAGUUCCAGGGUUAUCGACAACGAUGGGAGGGGUCGGAGAGUUGGAGGGUAGUUGAGGGGACAUUAUCGUCGGCGACGGCAAAAGUGGAUCGCAUGGUCUGUAUUGGUCUGGGAAGUCCCAGCGGGUUUUUGAAAGGUGGUUGGGUGGACCGGAGGAGUGUAUCGAUGUAUCAGCUCGCCGGGUUGGUGAGCGUCUUGGAUUUGUUGAGAAAGUUUAACCCCAACCUUCAAGUUUACGCCCAAGACCCUGUGUUUAAUACUCACGACAAGUCCCUGCUCGCGUCUCUUGAUAUCACCGUUCUCGACCAUCCUCACGCCUUCGAACAAGUCUCCCCGGACACCGUCCUCUACUGCCCCGGUGCGGAACGGACGCAUCUUGAGCAACUGCUUUCUCAUGCGCCUGUCCUCGUCUUUGGUGGCCCCUUGGAAGAUAUCGAGUCGGAGGCAGUGAGGCAGUUCGCGGAAUCAAGGAGGUCGGUAAGGAUUCCGCGGUUUGAGGACAUGGAACAUGCAUUCUGGAAUAUGAGGGUGUAUCUACCCUCAGAGGCCGACAACGCUGGGGAAUAGAUGAGGGGGCGACGUUGUGUCUGGAAACCACUGUAAAUAUAUCUGUAUGAUACGAUUAAUGACCUGACCGACUAGACUAACCAGGUGGAAAUAAACUGCUACUACGGAUCCACUGUAAACC